CAUCAGCGAUGGAACUUGACUGAAUGACUGGAUUUCCUUUCAACGCAAGAGAAAAAGAACAGUGGAUAUCAUUGCUUGGAUUUUUUAUUGGCCCUCUCCACAGGACUUGUAUAUAUACUUAUCCAUAUACACAUUACCCGACUGAAUCUUCAAAAUGCAGUCCAUCAGGGACUUGAAAGCCAACUUCAGCGGGCCUCCUCCCUCUGCCAUGGCUUCUGGCGACGCUUAUCUGCAGGGAAACAUCCGCAUGACUCUGGACGACCCCGAACUCUGGAGGACCUUCUGUGAAAUCGGAACAGAGAUGAUCAUCACUAAGCCGGGCAGGAGAAUGUUUCCACAUUGCAAAGUCAAUCUAUCCGGUCUUAUUCCAUGUGCCAAGUACAUUUUGCUGGUUGAUAUGGUGCCAGAGGACGGCUACAGAUAUAAGUGGAAUAAAGAGAAAUGGGAGGUUGCGGGUAAAGCGGAGCCUCAGCCCCCCUGCAGGACGUACUUGCACCCCGACUCUCCCGCCCCGGGGAGCCACUGGAUGAAGCAGUCCAUUUCCUUCCUCAAGCUCAAGCUCACCAACAAUACUCUUGACCAACACGGACACAUUAUCUUGCACUCAAUGCAUCGCUACCACCCACGCUUCCACAUCGUCCAAGCCGAUGACUUGUUCAGCGUCCGCUGGAGCGUCUUCCAGACGUUCACCUUCCCGGAGACGUCCUUCACAGCGGUCACCGCCUACCAGAACACAAAGAUCACUAAACUGAAGAUCGACCAUAACCCCUUUGCCAAAGGUUUUCGUGACGAAGGCACGACCAAGAAAAGGCGCGCAAACAAGAACCUGGGUGACCUUGACAAGAAAGUCAAACUCUCUGAAAUGAACAGGCAAGCUGAGGAGGACAGUCCAUCAGAUUUCUGCACGUCGUCUUUUGAAGCUUACGAGGGAGACAAAGCAGAGCUGCAAAAGAAGAAGGAGGUCGACGAGAUCAAGGAGGAGCGCAACUCUCCUUGGUCGACAGAAAGGGAGCACGGCGGCAGGAAUGGCUCUCCUCCUGCGGCUGAAUCACGGGACGUUUACAACACGGAGCAGCUGGUUCCUGCUUCGGCAUCCUACCAGCCCUACAGGUUCCACGAGUACGGAAAGUCUCCCUCCCCAUCCUCCAGCGUCGGAAGCAGCGCCAGCGUUUCGGGCCGCAGCAGCUUCGAGUCGCGCGUCCCGGAGGUGGCCGUCUCCGAUCACGACUCAUCAAAGCCCCGCACGCAGGAGGUAGCCCCCACCCCUUGCGCCCCCCAGCAUUUCCCGAGCUCCCAAGACUACCCCGGAGUGCUCAACAUGACUGUGGCCCAAGCAAGCAAGCCGGGCGUCCUCGGCCACCACAUCUACGGCCCUUACGGCGCCGAGCAGCCCCUGGGACAGUGGAGCGGCUCUGGUCCGGCCCAGUACCCGCCUCCUCAUCACCUGACCGCUGACUACACCACGCAAGCAGUGCAUCACGGCUAUCCCCAUGGCAACGUGACCGAGUGGAGCCAGUACCCACUCUUUUCUUAUUCUUGCUGGUGAGCGCCUCUCCAUUGGAGACUGAGUGACUUCCUCCAUGCCAACACAGUGUUGCUCACAGUGUCAUGCGUGCACGUUUUCACGCAGUCGCAGGCCAAGGCCUGUGACGACAAUACAAUCAUCGGUGAUAUCAAGUAAUGAGCCGUCUGGCUGGACUGAGACUUGCCUACAAAAGUGUGCAAUGCCAUACUGAGGAUGAGGAAUUGCUUUAUC
Messenger RNA from Syngnathus typhle (broad-nosed pipefish), 1756 nucleotides. It is a transcript of the gene tbx16, whose product is annotated as T-box transcription factor 16. Bases 155 to 1546 code for a protein of 463 amino acids. Gene Ontology annotation, biological process: cell fate specification; heart morphogenesis; pattern specification process. The transcript is spliced from 9 exons. The record is from RefSeq and is a predicted model, not a curated record. Lineage: Eukaryota; Metazoa; Chordata; Actinopteri; Syngnathiformes; Syngnathidae. Gene Ontology annotation, molecular function: DNA-binding transcription factor activity, RNA polymerase II-specific; RNA polymerase II cis-regulatory region sequence-specific DNA binding. Gene Ontology annotation, cellular component: nucleus.